Penicillium taxi is the source of this 279-nucleotide messenger RNA. RefSeq lists its product as uncharacterized. The coding region runs from base 1 to 279 and encodes 92 amino acids. The transcript has 2 exons. The record is from RefSeq and is a predicted model, not a curated record. Lineage: Eukaryota; Fungi; Ascomycota; Eurotiomycetes; Eurotiales; Aspergillaceae.
AUGACUUCGAUUCCGAACGAACAGUACUACGAAGCGUUUGAGUUACGCAGCAGACUGAGCUCGGAGGAUGUAUGGCAGCCUGGUGAAUACUUCGGAUUUGAGUGGCUGGAGAGUAAGCAAAUCAGCUCAUCAAGACACAAAAUCCGUACCCGUGCGAUUACUAACCAUGAAAAUGGAAAAGAUGAGCGAAAGGGGAGAGUUAUGCCAUCCUUCACGAUAGAUCAGCUUUCGGAGCGCCCUUUCUGCCCCCUUCGAAUCAUACAGAUUCGUGCCACUUGA